UGCCUGAUCGUCAAAUAUCCCUGACUUUUGGGGUGAAGGAACACAAUUAAUAAGCGGGACGAACUGACCUUGUACGUUUACGCUCACGGAAAUAUUUAUAGCAUUUAAACAAGUGUGUAUUAGUGUUAUUCAACUGCCGGUAACAGGUCAUGCGUGUACGCGAAUAACAACAGCCAAAGUAAGCCGAACUACACACAACACUGGAGUAAACCGUACCGAGAGGGUCAUCCUGCAAAGGAAAGGCAGUGGAAUAUCGUCGAAUUACUUUAACAUCUAAAUAUGCAUCUCAAGUUAAUAAUAUGGAUCGUAAUCAUAUCAGAGGUCGAAGCAGACGUUAUUAUCAGACGAAAUCGACCAGGAACACCUAUUCGUGAUAAUCCGUGUACAGUCAUCAAGACCGUUGCCAACUGCUCCCACCAAGAAUUGUCAGGAGUGCCCAGUAGACUUCCUAAAACAAUAACCGUGCUUCUGAUGGACCAUAACAAACUGUUUAGUUUGCCCUCACAUGAAUUCUCAAAGUUUAAAAAUCUCACUGACUUGGAUAUUUCAAACAAUGUAAUACACUAUGUAAGUGACGACGCUUUUCACGGGGUGACACGCUUACAACGUUUACACAUGGAAAACAACAAUGUUCAGUGUCCACAGAAGGCUCUUUCUGUCCUCCAUUCCUUAGAGGAACUGUAUGUGGAUGGAAGUAUCAAUAUAACCUUCGGUGAAUAUUUUCAAAAUUUGUCUAAACUGACCAACUUGACUUUGUUUGGAAGUCUAGAUGGCUGCAAGAUAAAGCACAUUUACAACUAUACUUUUAAAUAUGUUCCACAUUUAAAAUUGUUAAACAUAUCAAACUGUGAUUUGAAGACGAUUGACUCUGGAUCAUUCCUACCUUUAAGGCACAUUGAAGAAUUAGAUAUAUCGAAUAACAAUCACUUAAAUUUUGGAAAUUUCCAAAAUGCUACAUAUGGUCUGAUAAAUUCCUCUAUUCGAGUUUUAAGAGCAAAUGGUAUAGUCACAAGAUGGUCUGUAUGUAACAUAUUAAAAGACCAACAUACACAGCAUUUGAGAAACACAAGACUUGAAAAAAUGUACUUCGAUCAUAAUCGACUUGAAUGCAUAGACUUGGGAGCGUUGCAAAAUCUUCCAGACACACUGUGGUACGUGUCGACUCGGUUUAACAGGUUUACCAAUGGCCCAUACAUUGUUGCGUUGGAAGUCAUGAGAAAAGUUACUCAUUUAUACUUGGGAAACGAUGAUUCAAAAUCUAUGCCUCACUUACCAUACCCUAGAAGAAGGAAUAGUGUUCAAUUUGAAUCAGAUUCUUCUCAGUCUGGUCUUAAACAUAUGUGGAACACGACGCGAAGUAUUCCAUUAACGCCUCCAAUUCUGAAGUCCAGUUACUACAGCCCCAUAAGUAUUAGUUUACCACCGCAUCUGCAGUUACUGCAACUGACAUGUAAGAAGAUGGUUUUCGACAUCACUUGGUUACGAUUUAAACCCAACAAUUUAACCACUUUGAUUUUAAACUGCAAUUUGCUGUCGAGAUGGAUAGGUCCCGUGGAAGGAUUGGACAAUCUCCAGCACCUCGACCUGUCCAACAACCUGGCUAGAUUCGUGUCAACUCAUUUCUUUACAAGCUUCCCUAAUCUCAGGUUACUCAACAUAUCAUUCAAUUUUCUAGGAUCAAUGCUGUAUCAAGCAAACCAGUCUCUUAUUCUUGACAAUCUCACAUCUCUCGAGGUACUGGACAUGUCACUAAAUGAUAUAGGCAGUCUUCCAGAGAAUAUAUUUCGAGACUUGGUAUCUGUCAAGGUUCUAAAUGUAUCAACCAAUGUACUGUAUCUGGAUUUACCUCUUCGAGUAGCUCACAUGAAGAAUCUUCAGUUGUUGGAUCUUUCCAAUAACCAGAUUCGAUGGUUUUCCGAAACAUUGAUGCGCGACUUGGACACUAUAGCUAAAUCCACCAACAUAACCGUUCAAAUGAUACUUAAUCCCAUUUCAUGUACUUGUGAUAAUUUAGACUUUCUUAGCUGGAUGAGGUCAUCAAAAAUUAUUUUUCUUGAUGUUUAUAAUUAUACGUGUGCGUUUGAAAACGAAACAUUUUCCCUGAUUGGAACGUUCGAAGAUACUGUUAUUAGACUGCAAAAUGAGUGCAAAGGAUAUUUAAUACUGGUUCUUGGCAGCGUGUUUGGUGGUAUUCUUGUUUUUGUUAUAAUGGUCGGAGCAAUUAUCUACAGAUAUCGGUGGAACUUGAGAUAUUGGUACUAUGCUGCAAGAAGAAAUCAUCAAAACCUAAUGCUUUUGGACACUGACGAGGAUUCACUUACAUUUGAUGCUUUCGUUUCCUAUGCAGACAAAGACAGGGAAUUUGUAAACGAAAUGAAAAACAGUGUUGAAACUGAAGCUGGGUUGAAGCUCAAUAUAGGUGAUCGCAAUUUUGAUCAAGAUAAACAAAUUCCAUCCAAUAUAUUGUCCGCCAUUCAAACGAGCAGAAAAACUGUUGCCAUUUUAUCUUCGUUUUACCUAGAGGAUAAACAGUGUGAGUACGAACUGCAAAUUGCAAACAUUGAAAGCAUAAAAACAGGACGGGACGUUUUGGUAAUGAUUAUGUAUGAAGAUAUUUCAACAAAGAAACUACCAAAAGAAGUGUCGUAUCGUCUAAAAACCGAGUCGUACAUUACAUAUCCCCACAACGAAGACGAGGACCGAAUUAAGCUGUUCUGGAGACAAGUUAUAACAGCACUUACAACAAACUAAAUAAACAGGAAAGGGGGUGGGAUGUGUCCCAGUGGUAAAGCGGUCGAUUUGGGAUCGAUCCCCGUCGGUGGGCCCGUUGGGCUAUUUCCUGUUCCAGUUUGUGCACCACGACUCGUAUGUGCUAUCCUGUCUGUGGUAUGUGCUCCCCUG
This is a messenger RNA of Gigantopelta aegis, 2901 nucleotides long. RefSeq names its product toll-like receptor 4. Gene Ontology annotation, cellular component: membrane. The record is from RefSeq and is a predicted model, not a curated record. Gene Ontology annotation, biological process: toll-like receptor signaling pathway; immune response. Lineage: Eukaryota; Metazoa; Mollusca; Gastropoda; Neomphalida; Peltospiridae. Gene Ontology annotation, molecular function: transmembrane signaling receptor activity; protein binding.